AUGACGGGUCCUUUCCAUACCUAUGGGCCGUCUUGUCUGUUAGUAGAUGAUGAGCCUGCAUUGUCGAGCUUUUAUUCUCUUCUCAAUCCACCAGAGAUCAAAUCUCACUUUUUCUACGUCUCAUCUCUGCCCAUUGACGAUCCCUUGGCGCCCGUGCCGGCACCCACAGGACAAAUAACGGGAACUCCCAAUCCAUUUUCAGCUAAGGAUAAUGCCGCUCUGGAGGCGGCUUGGCGUGAUAUUGGGAAAGCGCAGCAGGAGCCCCAUCAAUUUAAAGGGGCUGCCAUAGCCGUACCAGGCCGUGGAUUGGCUGGCUAUCGUGGCGUUGCAACGCGAGAGGACCUCAGCGUAGGCAGCAGCAAGAGCAGUAACCCUAUAUCAUUGCCUGAUGACCCUGCUUUGCGGAACUUCAAAGGUCAAUCUGUGGAGAGCUAUUCAGAAAGACGCCGGGUAUUAGUGUCCUCGCUAGACACCAGUUAUAACGAUGAAAUUCCCCGCACCAGUGUGACUUUUCAAACAAGUGAACCUUCCACUUCUCUCAACGAGUCACCUUCGGGCAAGAAUAGGAGAAACUCACCUUCCGAGAAGGACGAAGAGGAGGCACGAAGUCUAAGACCCAAUAGAUCCAGGGAUGCGAGUAUCAGUGGAUCGCCAUUCAUCAGAGCACCUAUUUCACCGUCAUAUAAUUCAUUUGGACGCUCCGUCGAUUCGUUGCUACCAAAUGAUGGAAUCCAGGAUUGGCAAGCUGAGGCGCGACAAAGCGGCCUUGGCCGUUCUGCCUCAAAGCGCUCGAAUCUGCGAGCUACCGUCAGCCUUGAAGAAACUGCUCCCGAUUCAUCUGAGCAGGAGAUACCUCGAAAGGAUGUACUGGAACAAAUUCCAGUUGGCGCAUCGCGUCUCUAUUUGGUUGAACUCCCAAGUCUCAAGAUGAAACCAAUAUACUGGAAUCCUCUUCAUGAUAUCUCUGGUGUAAUGCGAGCUACUUGGUUCUACAAAAACACCAUGUUACCCGUUGAGACAGUACUCGCAAACAAAUUAGAGGAGGGGUACGUCGAACUGAAGCCAUGGACCGAGACUUGGCAAGAUGAAUUAAACAGCUGCGUGGAAAACGGGGCCGAUGCAGAAUUGAAAAUUGUGCACCGACUUUGGCCCACAGGUGAAUUGGACUCUGCCAAUCUAGCCGAGGCUGAUGGUCUGGACACGAAUGAGUCUGAAUCUGCGGAUGCUCAAGAAGCUCGAUCAUUUGAUAAAAAUCAAGCUGCAGGGGAUACAGGGAAUCAGCUAGAAGCUGUCAAGCCCCAUUUAUCGUCCAGUGUCAUCUACGUCAAUGCGAAGAGCGCCCAGAUCCUGCGACCUAGCCUUCUUCCGUCGGCAUCUAAGGGAAGACGGCCGCUUUUUGCCAUUCGCAAAGAACGGCAGGUUGGAAUACCGGUGGUACGCGGAUUCAGCCGGAAACUUUGGGACAAGCUACAUCCAACGAAACCCAAUGCUGUCGAUGUACGACAAUACAUCCGACGGACCUCUCGGGACACUGCCCCUGCCGCUCCUUUUGAACAGACGUGCUACGCCUGCAAAAUGGAAGAUCUGCGCACGAGCCCAUCCGAUCUGGUAUUUGUCAUACAUGGUAUAGGUCAAAAAUUAUCUCAGCGCAUGGAAAGUUUCGCCUUUACACACGCCAUCAACUCCUUCCGUCGGCAAGUGAGCAUGGAGUUGUACAACGAACCUGUUUGGCCCCACGUGCGUCAAGAUCAUGGGGGAAUUAUGGUGCUGCCUAUCAACUGGCGAACAACACUAUCACUGGAAGAACAAACCCUGGACUCGAUGGAUAUGGAAGACCCGUUUGCCAACGAUUACACACUCUCAGAUAUCACACCCCAGACACUUCCCGCCAUACGCUCCUUGAUCAGUGACGUGAUGCUUGAUAUUCCCUACUAUCUGUCCCACCACAAGCCAAAGAUGAUCAAAGCCGUCGUGAAAGAAGCAAAUCGUAUCUACCGCCUCUGGUGCAGAAAUAAUCCCAACUUCCAAGACACUGGCCGUGUGCACAUCCUAGCCCAUUCAUUGGGAAGUGUCAUGGCUCUUGACAUACUGAGCCAUCAGCCAACCCAUGUUCCCAAAUUUGACUUUUCUAAUACACCAUUGCAUAGCGAUAUAUUUGAGUUUGAUACCAGGAAUUUGUUUCUUUGCGGGAGUCCCGUCGGCUUCUUUUUAUUACUCAACAAAGCGACUCUUCUGCCCCGGAAAGGUCGAGAGAAACCAGGCAGCGAGGGUGAAGAUUUAUUCCCCGGUGUUGCUGGGGAAGCUGGUAAAUACGGCUGCAUGGCUGUUGACAAUCUAUACAACAUUGUCCACACCACUGACCCGAUCGCUUACCGCGUCAACGCUGCUGUGGACACGGAUCUCUCCAACUCUCUCAAGACAGCAUCCAUUCCGAGCUCGACGUCUUCAUUCUGGCAAUCCCUCGGCAGUGUUUUCAAAUGGAACCAAUCUCCCACCUUCGCCACAUCAUCAAAAUUAACUCGCCCGGGGAUGACAUCCAAGCUUCCAUCUACCGUCGAGAUGGAGACGCACGAUUUUACUCGUGAAGAAAUUGCUGAGAAGCGCAUGCUUUUGCUUAACGAUAAUGCGCAAGUUGACUUCUAUCUCUCUGGCGGCGGGGGUCCUCUCAACAUUCAGUACUUGAACAUGCUGAGUGCGCACAGCAGCUACUGGACUUUGACGGACUUUGUCAGGUUUCUGGUUGUGGAGAUUGCGCGGAAGCAGGGACGUGAUGGGACUUUGCUGGCUUUCCGGGCCGAGAAGAAGAAGGGUUGGAAGUAUACCAAGGGUCUAUGA
Molecule: messenger RNA, 2835 nt
Organism: Penicillium taxi
Lineage: Eukaryota; Fungi; Ascomycota; Eurotiomycetes; Eurotiales; Aspergillaceae
Product: DDHD family phospholipase
Exons: 3
Coding region: 1-2835 (944 amino acids)
Cellular component (GO): cytoplasm
Molecular function (GO): metal ion binding; glycerophospholipase activity
Source: RefSeq, a predicted model, not a curated record